AUGCAGCACCGCGUUGCGCGGAUGCUGCCUCUGCCACUGGUGCGGGAGUCGGAGCCCAGCGGAGCAGUGGUCAUAGGCAGCCAUGUGCGGCCGGUGGAGGAGCUCAAGACCGCGAUGCUGCGGGGCAACAAGCUGCGCAAGUACGGGCGCCGCGGGAAGCCGAAGGACCACUUGUUCCGGCUGUCGCAGGACCUGCAGGAGCUGCAGUGGGACAGCAGCAGCCCUUUGGCAGAGGGCAAGGCGCGCCACGGCCGGGCGCUGGGCGGCAGCGCCAAGAGGCUUGCCUGGCGUUGA
Molecule: messenger RNA, 294 nt
Organism: Monoraphidium neglectum
Lineage: Eukaryota; Viridiplantae; Chlorophyta; Chlorophyceae; Sphaeropleales; Selenastraceae
Exons: 4
Coding region: 1-294 (97 amino acids)
Source: RefSeq, a predicted model, not a curated record